GACCGGUGAUGAACUUCUUGGCAGCAGAGGAGAAAUAAGUCGCUCUUGUGACCACGGUUCACAUGAUAGGGAGGAAGAAGAACGCGACAGCAUUGGCGAAGCCAUGUGGAGCGCACUGUUGCAGCUUGUUGCUGAAGGACCUGGCGAAUCUCGCAUGGGUGAGAGACAUCGUAAAGACGGCGAACACCAUCGUCAAGUUCAUAAAGAACCAUCAUGCAACCAAUGGUCUGAUGAUGACCAUUGAUUACUCCUUGACAUUGCGGCGACCGACUGAGGUCCGGUUUGGGUCAGUGUACCAGAUGUUGCAGAGGGUAUUGAAUAGGGAGCACGUGUUGAGCGAGAUGGUGGAUGGGAAGUUUGCUGCGAGGUGGAGGUCGUUGAGGUGGUCAGGAGAAAAGUUGCAAAGAAAGGCUGACCUUGUGUACUUCACACUGCGGUCCGAGACUUGGUGGGCGGAUGUCAAGAAAAUUGUGGCAAUCAUGGAGCCGGUGUACAGUCUGCUGAAAAGGAUGGACAAGGAAGGAGUCAGUCCCACCAACCUCGUAGAGUUCGACGAAAUGAUUGCAAGAAAAUUGCCAAAUGUCGUGCUCACGAAGACGGAGAGGGAGGACGUUAUGGCUAAGGUGACCGAUCGCGUGCAGAUGAUGAGACAGCCCGCACACGCAGCUGCCUUUCUUCUUGAUCUCCGAAGGAGAGACCCCGGUUGGCUGAACGAUCCGGACAGCGCCCUCGUGCAAAAUGCAAUGCGUUUCUUGAUGAGGCAGAUUGGACACGAGUGGAAUUUGAAGAAGCACGUUGACAUGUGGGAUCAGCUGUGGGAGUUCUUGAGAGAGCCUGUGGAAGGAAAAGUCCGGAAAAAUGAGAAGAUAUGGACAGAUUGUGCAAGGGAAGGAGCAACGAAAUGUGCACCUCAAGACUGGUGGGGAUUACACGGUGGAGAUGUCCGGGACUUGCAGAAGAUUGCCAUGAGAGUGUUGGGAAUGUGGAGCACAACCACACCUGCAGAGCGCAAUUGGGCAUCGAUGGACUUCGUCCAUUCGAAGCGGAGAAACAGCCUCUCGCCGGAGUCGUUGGAGAAUCUUGUCUACAUUCACUGGAACAUGCAACUGUUGCGCGUUCCAGACAGCAAGGAGAGUGACUACGUUGACAUGUGGGGGUCCUUCUUCGAGCCUUUGAUGGAGCUGACGCCAGAAGAGCAGCCUGUUGAGGAGGGCACGCUGGACAAGACUGCGGACAAUGUGGACGAGGAAAAGAGGCAACGGAGAUUGGUAAAGGCUCCUAAAGGACGUGUUCCAAAAGGACUUGAGGAUGAUGACUCCAGCGGGAGCAGAGACUUCGAGGAAGGAUCCCUGCUUCUGGCAGCAAUCUUGCCUGCAAGCCCAUACCAGCAACUUGAUCACAAAAUGUGCACGACCAUUCUGUCCUUUCGAAAGAAACCCGACCGGGGACCGGGCUUUUACAAACUUAAUACCUGUAUCCUCCAACAGAAAACCUUUCAAAGUUAUAUCACAGACUGCUGGAAGUAUUGGCACAUGCAGAAGCAACACUUAUAGCAGGCAGUCGAUUGGUUUAACAACGGACUUUUUUACCUAGGUAAGAAAUCUCAAGAAUAUUUUAGAUUGUCA
Molecule: messenger RNA, 1625 nt
Organism: Chara braunii
Lineage: Eukaryota; Viridiplantae; Streptophyta; Charophyceae; Charales; Characeae
Source: the annotation of a GenBank genome assembly